CUUUUGUUGACUGCGCGGCGGUUUGGCGCCAAUCGGCAGGCAACUUGGCGCGGGACGGCCUGAAUCGUCGAAUCUUCAAAUCUCGACACUUACACAGUACAACGCCUUACCGACCAGGUCGUUCAGGGAUUCGCGUGCUGGGACACUGCUCGACACCCGCAUCCACUGACGUACCAGGUAUCGUCCGACGGCACCGAGUUUCCGAAUAACGCGGCUGCGGCAUCAAAAGAAUGCGCAAAGGCGCAUCUCAUACCGUCGACCAUGUCUGAACUGCGCGCGCUCGAAGCCCUCCAGGCCCUGCACGGGGAGCUGGUCGCCGUCCGCCAGCAUCGAUAUGAAGGCCUGCAGGCUUUGGAGCAGCUUUUGGACGCGCAAAGCGAUGCAUUCAAGAAGCUAAUCGACAAGCCUCCCCGAAACUCGGCCCAUAGACAAACCCUAGGAUCAGGGAAGGUCAAGGUUGGCGAAGACGAGUACGCGAUCAAUGACGAUUUUGUCAACGACUGCCUCAAAGUUGCCGACGACUUAGAUCUAGACGAGCUCGAAUCAGCCCGGAUUUUGCUCGAUUGCGAUGCAGAAGGCGACACCGAGACGCAGAGUCGGCCGUUGUGGGAAUGCGCCGUCAUCCGUUUCCACCAGGAGCGCAGGUAUCUCCUCGACUGCAUGCGCCUGAUUGUCGAGAUAGCGGCCGAUGAGGACCUUGAGCCGGGGUUACAAGACUCGUUCGGUGCUGUCGCUGAGGACAAGGUCUUUGGCAUUCCUCCACCCGAGUCACGUACGGGGGGUGGGGGUCAGAAGGCUGUCCCAAGAUUUAUGGAGGCCAUGCAAAGUGUGAGGGUCAUGAUACAGAACAUGAUGGAAAAGGCCGCGGCCCGGAACCUACUGCAGCAGGCCGCUCUUGUGAGGGGCGUAGAGAACCAAGAGACAUUCGACUUCUCGCGGUCGAGCCUCGUUGAGCAACACGAGUGUCUGGCAGCAAUUCUGCACGCCGCCGUUGAAAAACGCCACGCGACGGCCAACGACUUUCAAGACUUCCUCCAGGCCCUCAGAAAGGUCGACAGAUAUGAUCACUUUCUUGUGCACUUGUUCCCGAUUCUUGCUUCUUACAUCGCAGCGUUCGGCUCAACAGAAGGGGUGGGCGACCUUCAACAAGCGCGCCAGCUCAACCGCGUUGUUUGCAAACAAGCCGAUGAUUCAUGGGCCCUCCCGUACCUCGGUGCCGCCGUCCGGGCUUGGUGGAUUGCCGAGUACAGCGGAUGGUACCUCGACGACACGAGCUACGAUUUCCAAGGAAUUAAUCUCGACGAGGAAGAUGAGGAGAGGAACAAGCAGUUCAUCGAGGCCCUGAAGGAGGGCGCAUUCGAUUUCAUACUAUCGGUCGCUGCCGACUGCAAGACCCAGGAAUGGCAAGACCCAUCGCGCUUGGGAAUGCGUCAAUGGCUACAACGAAAGUCUCCUCCGUUAGCAUCGGACCCCUUCCCUUUUAGCCAUUUCCUUCAGCAAAUUCUCAUGGUGCGCCUAGAGGGGUUUGUGGACGCCUCCAUCUCUAAUCUUCCAGAUAUGCUCCGCAAGCUGAGGACAGAUGAAGAUGAGCAACGACAGCUCAGUCAAAGUCACGAGCAGGACCUCGAUCUUGAGCGUUUCCUGAUCAUUAUCUCAUAUGCCUACGAGGGGAGGCCGGACGCGGCCAUGUCCUUCUGGGAAGAUCCGGAUAGCAACCUGGCCGGCUUUUUGCAGUGGGCGUCGAGACGAGCUUCCACGCCGCUCGUCAGUGCAUUCUGCGAGAUGCUCCAGUGCCUUUCCGACAACGAGGAAUGCGCUACAGCUGCUCACACCUUCCUGCUCGACGAGGGCCACCAAUCUUCUGGCAAGAUGAAGCGCUCUCAGUCUUUGACGUGGUCCCAGAUUUUCAAAGAGCUGGAUUACUUCACAAAACAGCUUCGCGAGAAGCCAACCCCGACACAGGCACACGCCAUACAGCGCCCCACCAAACCCGGCACCGACCUUGCCGAGACAGAGCCCGAGUCCGCCUUGAUGUUGGAGUGCUAUUUACGGUUGAUCGCUAAGCUGGCAACGGAAAGCGAAGUCGCUCGGCAGAGGAUGAUGAUGGACGAAGAGAUGCGGCUGGUUGACACACUGUUCAGGCUCGGAGAUGGUCCGUUACCGGCUCGGCUCCGCGCUUGCAUCUUCUACGUCCUCAAGGCCUUGAUGACCCAAAGGCAGCCUCCUGAGAACGAAAUACUCUGGAGAUAUGUCGAUGCUUGGGCAACGCACACCCUCACCAACCCCGGAAGCCAACAAACGAUGACUUACCUCGGUCAACCUCUGAGCCCAGAGGGGCACAUGGAAGCACUCUUAAAUGACCUUAGUGAUGGCUUCGAGGAAUCGAAUGCGUUCAUUCAGCUUCUCGCCGCCCUUUUCGCCCCACUUGACGGUCCGGAAGGGCUGAACGAUGGCCUGACUUUCCCCGAAGACUUGGCCAGCAGUGUCCGAACACCGGGAAUGGAACCUUAUGUCGACUUCGUUUUCCGGGUUUUCUCUCAAAAGUCUCAGGAACUGGCAGACCCCGCCCAACUCAGGGCAGUGCGCCUCAGCUGUCUCGAUUUUGCCAUGACUUGUCUAUCAACGUUCAACGAAGACCUGAUCAUCCUAGGCAAUGAAAGCAAUAUUGCCAUCGAUGUGGCAAUGCCAACAACGGACCUAGCCACAUAUGUUCGCCUUCACCCUUUCGCCCGUGUCAUGGAGUGGCUGUUUAACGAGAAGGUCAUCACCGCCCUGAUCCGCACCAUCCAUCAAGAUGCCGUUAUUUUGGGCGCUGCAUCCCCAGACUCCCCUUUGGUGCUCAGCAUUUUGCGGGGCAUCCAGGUCAUGAUAAAAGCUCUCGACUUGCAAGAAACUUAUUUGCACCUUGUGCGGCCUGUCAUCCAGUCCGAGAAGCAGCGGCGGCCUUCCGUGGCCAACGCCGCGUACGCCUCCUUCGAAGACGGUAUCCUGAGCCAUCUCAACUUGGUGGUCGACCUGGGCAAAUACUGCAAUCUUGGGCACGGCGAGUUGACACUGGCUUGCCUGAAACUGCUCGAAAAGAUAUCGACGUCCCCCAAAAUCAUCUCGGCGUGGAACCCAGAUACCGGUCGUCUCGGCCACCGAAACAAGGCGAUUGUCCAGCUCGAGAGGAACGGCGAGGGUCAUACCAUUGCCGCUUCGCUAGCUGCUACCAUAUCCGCCCCCCUGGAUCCAGCUCUAGAGGCCGAGUCAGAGAGCUAUGUAAUCAAGCUGUUUAUCCUCGACUUCGUCUACGAGUGUCUUAAGGCGACGCCCGAUCAGCCAACCAUUGCGCAUCUUCUCCUUGGUUUCCACUGCGAACUGAACAGGCUGAGCGUUGAGCCAAGGGGGGCGUUUGAUUCACAGAAGUCUCUUUUCCACAAUCUCCUCAACAUUGUCAUCGGGAUUUCGGUGUACGAGGAGGAGCGUGGAAUGCGCGGAUAUCUGAUCACCUUGAAGUACCGGAUUCUACGCAUCUUGCAGAUCCUCUGGAAGUCCCCUCUCUCCGGCACUCUGGUCAUGGACGAGUUGAGAGCCACCAACUUCCUCUUCCACAUGCUGCUGAGGGAGAUCCAGAUCCAGCCGGAUUUGCAAUGGGACGAGUUGCAGGCUAACAACCCCGAAUUCCUCCUCUCCAACGCUUCGGUGUCCUACAUCGACUACCUCGGCGCUCGGGCCAUGGUGUUUGAGUACAUCGGCAAGGAGUUGUGCAGCGUUUCGCAGAACAGGAUACCCUCUAUCAAGCGUCAGAUUUUCGACGCCCUGAACGGGCAAAUCAAGAUGGACAGCGAGGAACCCUUAAGCCUCGCAAACAUCUUUGACUUCUUCGACUUCCUCAAUCCCGAUGCCACCUGGGACGUGCCUGCGCCACAGUUUGUCUUCUACAAAGAUCUCGACCUCAGACCGUCGGCUGUCGAGCACCCCGACGCCGGCCUGCAGUACAACAUCCACAAAGUGCGGGAAACCAUCGCGCUGAAGCGUAAUGAGUUUAGGGACACGUUCCAAGUAGCGUCCCAGCAGCACCUUGACGCUAUCGAGACGGAAGAGAGGAUUUUGAUAGAGUACUUGACCUUCACGAACCGCCAAAAACUAUUCGCUGCGUCGAGACUCAGCUUGCUCAAAGCAUGGGCAAACCUGCUCUUGGUCAUGUUUGAGGCCAACGACUUCAAGGGCACACCCAAGAUGGCUUUCUUACUGCAGGCACUACAAGCCAUUCUCCCUACCCUCGAAGCCUACAGCACGUUGAGCCCAGCCGAAGCGUUGGAGCUUGCGCGAGUCGCCAAAGUACUCCUGUUCAAGCUCGACUUCAAUGACGAUGACGACAACGCCACCUCCACUAUAGAAAGGGAAAAGUUCACCGUCGGCAACCUCAUCAGCGACAAGCUCUUCCAGCUCUUCCAAGUUUGCCUCAGCUCGAUCGGCAAGUGGGCCGGCGGCGCGGAGCUCCGAGCGCUCUACUACGGCAUCUGUUACCGCUACCUGACCGCUGUCGUCGACAAGGACACCACGGCCGCCACAGGGACGCGCAACCGCAGCCUCGCAACAGCUCGCACAAAGACCCUCAAAGCAAUCCAACUCCACGGCGACCGGCUGCUCAACGUGAUCUGCGACGACGCGUACGGCAGUGACACGUCCUGCCAGACCGCCGCGACGGUGCUCCUCUCAGCCCUCGUACACACCUCGCGCCGCUCCUCAGCCGACGACGACACAGCCAUAAUCGACGCCCUCAACCGGCUCAACUUUCUCGGCGUGCUCGUCGACUCCCUCAAGACCAUCCUCACCGACUGGCUCGCCGUCAUCUCCUCCCCAGAAGCAGGAACAGCCGCCACCUCCGACCCAUCCCACCACAACCACAACAGCCAAACCGAGCAGUACCUCACCGCCAAGCUGGCGCUGCUCCUGCAGCUCGCGCAGGCGCGGCACGGCGCCAAGUACGUGCUGCAGGCGGGCCUGUUCCGCGCGCUCGAGCUCGCGGGCGUCUUCGCGGCCGACCCGGAGCUGCAGGUCGACCCGCGCAACACGCGCGCGCUCGAGAAGCACUACGCCCUGCUCGUCGCGCUCGCCCGCGUCGUCGGCGCCGCCGUGCUCGCCCGCGGCGCCAACAACGUCGUCCAGGGCCGCCGCUUCCUCACCCAGCACCGCAUGCUCGUCGUGCAUACCCUGAAGCGGAGUGCGGGGAUUGGGAUGGUUGGGGGGCGUGGGGGUGGUGCCCAGGGGACUGGGGUUGGGAAUGGGAAUGAGAACGGGAAUGGUGGGCAGGGUUAUGGGGAUAGUUUGCUGGGUUCGGUGGCGAGGGGUGGCGGGGAUGCGGAGGCGCAAGGUGCGCUAGAGGAGCAGAUUGACGAGCUAGCAGAGGCGUUUAUGCUGCUGAUUACGGCGACGGGGUUCUUGGAGUUUGAAACGGGCCAGACCCCCGCCGAGAAGCCGCGGGUAGAAACCACGCUUUUCCAUUGAGGAGGCUUUUCUAUUGAGGAGGAGGGUAGGGUACCUAUUUGCAUCACGAGGGGGGAUAUUGACAAGUGUGGGGACG
This is a messenger RNA of Chaetomium fimeti, 5569 nucleotides long. Its product is annotated as nucleoporin Nup186/Nup192/Nup205. Gene Ontology annotation, biological process: nuclear pore organization. The coding region runs from base 262 to 5493 and encodes 1743 amino acids. Gene Ontology annotation, cellular component: nuclear pore; nuclear pore inner ring. Lineage: Eukaryota; Fungi; Ascomycota; Sordariomycetes; Sordariales; Chaetomiaceae. Gene Ontology annotation, molecular function: structural constituent of nuclear pore. The record is from RefSeq and is a predicted model, not a curated record. The transcript is spliced from 4 exons.